AUGAGUAAUGUUAAAUUAGAUAAAAACCAAAUCAGUAAAAUUAAAGGUACUACUUUCCAUCAAAUUAAUGGCUUGAAUACGCUAGACCUCAGUAAUAACCGAAUUGAAGAUAUUAUAAAUCUGUUUAGCCAUUUGGAUGAUUUGGUCGAUCUUAACUUGGACAACAACGUAAUUAAAGUACUUAACCCAAACAACUUUUCAGUUUUCAAUGGUCUUCCAUUUACAUCUAUCUCCCUUACUGGUAACUUGAUCUCCAAAAUCGAAGAAGGCAGUUUUGAUGAUACAGAAGAGCUUCGUUACUUGAAACUUGGAAGCAACAAAAUUGGCGAUUUAACUCUUACUUCUUUGGGAGCACUAGAAAACGAAGAUUCAGAACUAAGACGAUAA
This is a messenger RNA of Diabrotica virgifera virgifera (western corn rootworm), 387 nucleotides long. Its product is annotated as leucine-rich repeat-containing protein 15-like. The transcript has a single exon. Gene Ontology annotation, molecular function: protein binding. Bases 1 to 387 code for a protein of 128 amino acids. The record is from RefSeq and is a predicted model, not a curated record. Lineage: Eukaryota; Metazoa; Arthropoda; Insecta; Coleoptera; Chrysomelidae.